AUGGCGCGGACGGGGCGGACGGGGCCGCCGCUCCGGGGCCGCCGGCUCCCCGCGCUCCCCGCGCUCCCCGCGCUGCUGCUGCUGCUGCUGCCGCUCCGGCCCGCGACGCCGGGCAUCACAUGCCCUCCUCCCACAUCUGUCAAACACGCAGAUAUCCAGGUCAAGAGUUACAGCGUGAGCUCCAAGGAACGGUACACUUGUAACUCUGGCUUCAAGCGGAAAGCCGGGACAUCCAGCCUGACUGAGUGUGUGCUCAACAAGACCACCAACACUGCCCACUGGACAAUCCCCAGUCUCAAGUGCAUCAUCAUGAAGCACUCCAGCUUCCACCCUCAGGCUCAUAAAUGCCAUGUGGUUAUCCUCUCUCCAGGAGACCCCUCCCUGACUCACCUAAGGCCAUCCUCCUCAGACGUGCCGGCAGGGGUGACCCCAGAGCCAGAGAGCACCUCCCUUUCUGGAAAAGAGCCAACUUUCACUUCCAAGUCAGACACCAAAGUGGCCACAAAGCCAACUAUUGUGCCAGGCUCCAGGCCGAUGCCGUCAAAGCCUCCUGCUACAGGAACCACAGGGCUGAUCAGUAAUGAACCCUCCUCCCAAGCCCCAUCUCAGACAACAGCAAAGGCCUUGGAACACACUCCCUCUGCCUCCCAGGAGACGCCAGGUACAUAUUCAUACAAUUCCGGAGCUGUGACUGCGGCGAUCUUCACACCUGUCACUGUGCUCUGUGUAGUGUGUGUGGUAUUUCUUCUGGUAUGUUACAAAAAAAUGAGGCAAACUUCGCAGACACCCCAGGUUGAAAUGGAAAGCAUGGAAGAGGUGCCAAUGACGAGGGGAGCCAAUGGCAAAGAAGACACUGCAGAAAACUACCCGCACAACCUAGAAGACUCCAGGGGGGACCUGAGGGCAGCAGAGGCUGAAGCGAAGGCGCCAACCCUGCCAUAGCCAGAGAGGACCUGAAAACAACUCAAGGUGGUGGGUGCCAGGAAAGAGCCAGUCAGGAAGACAAAUGCCUUGGCUUCAUUUUAUCGACGGCGCCCACUCAAGACACCUCCUGUAUUUAUAGGCUCUUCAGUCUCAUGUUGGAUGGUUGGGACCUGUCCUGCUCGGCCCUGCCUGGCCUCCGGUAUAGGGCUGGCGUCCCCCGAAUCCCAGCAGUUGAAGCCUUCCUGAGAGUGGUCGAAGGCCUCGGCCUUCCUUUCAUGUCACUGUGACAUUUAUUCAGGAUAGCUUAGCAGCUUGACUAUUCCACCCCUCAUCCUGACCUGCAGUUUACAGAGGAGGCUAUAAGACAAUCAUGAGGCUCUAAGAUAAUUAUGAGUCUCCUCCUGGCUUAGGAGAUGUCUACAAGGAUGACAACAGCGUUGCAGUUCCAAAACACUCGCUGUCCCUCUAGUUAGGUGUUCUGCAUGCACUGAAAGGGAGCAAAGAGGUAUUAUGCUCCAUUAAUCCACUUGAUUUAAGUAUUCAGAAAGAAGGAAACUGAACUCAGUGAUAUUUUCCAUAUAUAUGCACUUCUAUUUAUACUCCUUGUCUAUUAUAGCUACAUAUUUUAUAUAACGUUAUUUUGAAAUUGUGUCUUAUAUAAACAAAAUGUCUAUUUUCAAUACAAAAAAAAAAAUGCACUGAAAGAAUCGCUGAGGAGAUGUAAUGGGCCUCAAAUAAAGAAGAGGAGAAAGAACGGGAAUGCAGAAUCCCAAA
Canis lupus familiaris (dog) is the source of this 1698-nucleotide messenger RNA. RefSeq names its product interleukin 15 receptor subunit alpha (gene IL15RA). Gene Ontology annotation, biological process: interleukin-15-mediated signaling pathway. Gene Ontology annotation, molecular function: interleukin-15 receptor activity. The coding region runs from base 1 to 942 and encodes 313 amino acids. Lineage: Eukaryota; Metazoa; Chordata; Mammalia; Carnivora; Canidae. The record is from RefSeq and is a predicted model, not a curated record. The transcript has 7 exons. Gene Ontology annotation, cellular component: plasma membrane.